Molecule: messenger RNA, 3513 nt
Organism: Esox lucius (northern pike)
Lineage: Eukaryota; Metazoa; Chordata; Actinopteri; Esociformes; Esocidae
Gene: cd109
Product: CD109 molecule
Exons: 26
Coding region: 525-3467 (980 amino acids)
Cellular component (GO): extracellular region
Molecular function (GO): endopeptidase inhibitor activity
Source: RefSeq, a predicted model, not a curated record
ACCUCCUCGGGACUGUGACUGCUCUACACACCAAUGGGCAGUCUGUCAAGGGGAUCCUCAACGUAACAGUAACUCCAAUAUCUGCUUUGUACAACAAUUUCAGUUCAUCCAUUAUCGUUAAUGCAACCAAAGAGAUUCAUGGGUCAACCCAGUUUCUCUUCCUAAAAGAUGAUCUGAAAUGGCAGCACAGGCCAACAGAUCUUGUGGAUUCUAAGUAUCACACCAAUGAAGGCCUUCGUAUUACAGCAUGGGUUACAGAAAUAUCUACUGGAUUAAUAAUCAAUAAGACAGUGGACGUGCACCUGACAGAAAAUACAUACCGCCUUGAAUUCUACGAUGUCCCACAUGUUCUGAAGCCAUCCUUACACUUUUCCACGAAUCUAAAAAUAUCCAGGUACAACAAUGAACGUCUGACCCAAGUGGAUCUGUGGAACACUGUGCUCGUUGACAUCUUCAAUGGAACAUCCACGUCCAGAGGACAGGAACAACGGCAACCUUUCAACUCUCACACUCUACAAGACAAUAUGGAGGACUUUGAAAUCUAUAUGCGUAUGAACCUCUCGGUUCCUGCGGAUGGGCUGGUACACAUUGAGUUCCGGUUACAGGAACAUGUAGAAAUGCUUUUUGUCCAGGCCACAUACAUGGGCAGUAAAACAUCUCUGGAGAUCUACAGUAGUAAUCACUCCUCUCCCACUGGAUCAUAUGUCCAGAUCCAACCCAUUCACUCUACACCAGAGAUUGGAAAACCUCUUCAUUUAUAUGUAGAAAGUACUUUCCAACUGACAAAGCUCCACUAUGUUGUGACAUCUAUGGGUCAGGUGGUGGCUGCUGGCAUGGCAACCUCUUCCCACUUUGAUCUGAUCCCUGCUGUGUCCUGGCGACCAGAGGCCUGCAUCAUUGUGUACUGUGUCCAACAUGGAGAGGUCAUCAACGAUGCCAUGGAUGUCUUCAUCAAGCCUGAUGGAGUCCUAAAGAACCAAGUAUCACUGAGCUGGAGCAGCAAGAAAGUGAGGCCGGGGGAGGAGGUGUCCCUCACAGUCCAUGUGCUUGAACCCGGCUCCCUGGUUGGUAUUAUGGUGGUGUCUGCGGAGGAUGAGGACAUUGACGGUGACAUCGCAGAAGGGGAGGUUUUAGGGAACCUGACUGAAUACUUCAGGGACAUAGAAAUUCACAAGAAUGGAAUGACUCGAUGGAAGGACAGCCCGCUCUCCAUUUUCACGGCUUCCCACCUGGUAGUACUGACGGAUGCCGGUUUGCAUAAAACAGAAGAUUUAGAAGAUACUGAAACGGAUACUAUGGAGGGAAAGGCACUAAUGAGGGCAGAGCUCUGGGAGAACUGGACUCCCUCCGUGGAACGGGGGUCUGAAACCUGGCUGUGGCUGGACACCAACAUCAGUGAGUCAAGAAGUCUUCACAUGCCUGUUCCAGACAGCAUUACUUCCUGGAGAGCUGUGGCGUUUGUCAUGUCUGAGAACCUGGGCUUGGGCCUCACAUUGAAACCACAGAUGCUAAAGGUGUCCAAGGACUUCUCUCUAUCUCUGGAUAUCCCAGAAUGCAUCACCAGAGGAGAGCAGCUUGUUCUCGAGGUCAACCUCUUCAACCAUCUAGAACAAGACUUGGAGGUCAUUGUUUGGGUUGCUGAGAACCAGAGCUUUCAGGGUGCUGUGGGAGACAAUGACCUUUUCUCUACGGUGAUAGCACGUACAGUGACUUUAAAGAGCAAGUGUGGCGCCGCCACUCUUUUUCCCAUCAGGCCCCUGGUUUAUGGAGAGAUUAUGAUGACUGUUAAAGCUCAAGCUGGACAGGUCUCGGAAGAGAUUGUUCGCAGAGUGCUUGUGAAGCCCGAGGGUAAAGAACAGUGGUUCUCUGAGACACUGUUUCUGGAGGUGCCUCCGUCAACGCGGAACCUGUCCAGACAGCUCCACUUCUCCUUUCCCCAAGAAGUGCUGCCAGGCAGCCAGAGGGCUCACAUAACAGUGGUUGGUGAUGUCUUGGGCCUGUCCAUCGCGGGGCUGGGCUCGCUCGUUCAGAUGCCUCAUGGCUCCGGAGAGCAAAACAUGAUCCACUUCGCACCCGCCGUCUAUGUGUUGCAACACCUGGCACAGUUUAACCAGUCCAAUGAGGGGAUCCGCGGCAGGGCUCUCUCACUCAUGAUGGAAGGUUAUCAGAAAGAACUGUCAUUUCAGAGAGACGAUGGUUCUUUCAGUGCAUUUGGAGACAGAGACAAGUCUGGCAGUACCUGGCUGACAGCAUUUGUCCUGAGGUGUUUCCUGCAGGCCCAGUCCUUUAUGGAGAUUGACCAGAGUGUUGUCACAAGGGCCCUGGGCUGGUUGGUUCAGCAGCAGAGAUCCUAUGGAGAGUUUGUUGAGGUGGGCACGCUCAUAAACACUGAGCUGCAGGGAGGCCUGGAUGGACCCGUCUCUCUCACUGCAUACGUACUGAUGACAUUGCUGGAGGACAAGAUCUACAUGAGCAUGUUUCAAGCAAACGUGUCCAUUGCCAAGACCUUUCUGGAAGACAGAGUGGCCAGCGGGGUGUCCAGUAACUACAGCCUGUGUCUGGUGGCCUACGCCCUGUCUCUAGCCAACAGUCGUGUGGCCGACAAAGUCUUGACGGAGCUCAUGAGGAGAGCUGAUUUCAGAGAUGGUGUCCCAGCCUGGAGGACGUCUAGCGUAGAGGUAACUGACUCGUGGCAGCCACGCGCAGCAGAUAUAGAAAUGGCGGCCUAUGUACUGCUGGCCCUAAACCAGCAGGCCAGAAUUGAGGAAGGCUUCGACCUCAUGAAGUGGCUGAGCCAGCAGAGGAACCACCUGGGAGGUUACGGGAGCACACAGGCCACAGUGGUGGCCUUAAAGGCUCUGUCUGUCUAUGCUGCUUUAAGUGGAGCACAUGCCAUUGAUUUGGAGAUAGAAGUGUCUACAUCAGCCUCUCCUAAGCUGUCCCACUUCAUCAUCAACUCCUCAAACCACCUGGUUAACCAGAACAAAGAGAUAGACGCUGAAAAUGAUUUAGUCAUCGACAUAUUUAUGGAGGGGAGAGGAUUCGCCUUGUUUCAGCUGAAUGUUUUCUACAGCAUGAAGUACAAAGUGCUAUUUGAAAUGAGCCCCGCUAACAAAGAGGAUGAAAGUUUCUCUCUCGACGUCAAGGUGAUUGAUGACGAGAAUGACCUGGACCAUAUUAUGUUAUCUGUAUGCACCAGUCUUUUGGCGAGCCAGAGGAUAGCUCAGACAGGUAUGGUGCUGUUGGAGGUGGGCGUGCUCAGUGGCUUUACUCUGGCCCCAAACGCCGUUGCCGUGGGAGACCUGAUAAAGAAAAUAGUGAAUGCUUCUGGAAAAGUUAUCCUGUAUUUAUAUUCACUGACCACAAAAGAGGUGUGCAUCAAAUUCCCAAUGAUAAGGGUGUUUAAAGUGUCUCGUGUGCAAGAUGCUGUUGUUCAGGUCUACGACUACUAUGAACCUAGUGAGUAACCGUCAAAACAGAUAAUCAGCCAUUAAGACAGUCAUCCAUUCUUAU